Aphidius gifuensis is the source of this 1960-nucleotide messenger RNA. RefSeq names its product geranylgeranyl transferase type-2 subunit alpha (gene RabGGTa). The record is from RefSeq and is a predicted model, not a curated record. The transcript has 7 exons. The coding region runs from base 136 to 1785 and encodes 549 amino acids. Gene Ontology annotation, biological process: protein geranylgeranylation. Gene Ontology annotation, molecular function: Rab geranylgeranyltransferase activity; protein binding. Lineage: Eukaryota; Metazoa; Arthropoda; Insecta; Hymenoptera; Braconidae. Gene Ontology annotation, cellular component: cytoplasm; Rab-protein geranylgeranyltransferase complex.
UCAAUGUCAGCUGACAAAUGACACAUAACCUUUGUUGUUUUUUCUAUUAUUAAACAAAUCAUUCUUUUGUUAUUAAAACUAAUAAUAUAUAAUUAUUGUUGUCAUCAGUUUUAUAUUAAUAAUAAAAUAUAAAAAAUGCACGGUCGUGUCAAAGUACGAACAACUGCUGAACAAGAAGCAAUUAAAAAAAUUGAAAGAGCAAAAAAAGUUGUACUUUAUAAAGCUGCAUUGAAUAUUGUUUUUCAAAAGAGAAAUGAUAAAAUUUUUGAUGAUGAAUUAUUCAUGACAAGUGAACAAAUGCUUUUGCAAAAUCCAGAUAUUGCAACUGUUUGGAAUAUUCGUAGGGAAGCAAUAAUCAGCAAUGAUUGGAAAGAUGAAGAAUUUACUAAAAAAAUGGCUGAUGAAUUGUAUUUAACUGAAAGAUGUUUACGUGAAAAUCCAAAGUCUUACAGUGCUUGGCAUCAUCGUUGUUGGAUAAUGGAUAAAUUGCCUGAAUCUGAUUGGAAAAAUGAAUUAUUAUUUUGUGGAAAAUGUCUAGAUUUAGACGAACGAAAUUUUCAUUGCUGGGAUUACAGACGAUAUUUGGUUGAAAAAACUUGUAUUCCUGAUGCUGAAGAGCUGGAAUUUUCAACAACAAAAAUAUAUAAAAAUUUUUCAAACUAUUCAUCAUGGCAUUAUCGAAGUAAAAUAUUAUCGAAAAUGUGUCCUGAUAAAAGUGGUGAUUUACCAAUUGAUUCAGAAACACACAAAGAAGAACUUGAUUUAGUAAUGAAUGCAAUAUUUACUGAUCCAAAUGAUUCAAGUGCAUUUUUCUAUCAACGUUGGCUUCUUGAUUAUUCGAAAUCUCAAUCAAAUAAACUUUGGCGUGCUAAAAUAACAAAUAAAAAAGCCAUUAUAAUAUUUCAUGAUGAUACAUCAAUUGACGACAACAAGCCAUUAAUUAUAAGCAAUGACAUUGAAAUACCAGCAACAUGGUACACCAAUAACAAUAAAAAAUAUUCAAAAUUAUGGAUUGCAAAAUUUGAAAAUGAACAAAAUGAAUUUGAUAAAUUAAUUAUAAAAAUUAAUAAUGAUACAUUUGAGCUUGAACCAACAAAUAACAGCUGGUAUUAUUAUUCUAAAUAUUCAUUAGUUGAUAAACACAACAAGGAACAAUUAAAAGAACAAAUGGAUAGUUAUCAAGAAUUAACUAAAAUGGAACCAAACAACAAGUGGGCUGUAUUAACUGGUAUAUUUAUCAUGAAAAAUUAUGAUUUUAUUGAGUAUCAUGAUAAAAUAUUGGAGGAUUUAAGUGCCUUAAUUAAAAUUGAUAAACUACGUUCAAAUUAUUAUCUAGAUAUUCGCAGCAAAUGUAUCAUGGAUUACAAACUUCAUACAAUUUGGCAGGAUGAAAAGAUAGAUAAAUUAAAUGAUACUAUUGAUUUAUCAAAUCUCAACAUGACAAUUAUUUAUAAUGAACAUUAUUUGAGUCUUUUUGAAGAUGUUAAUCUAUCUGGUAAUGAUCUUGGUAAUUCAUUACAUCGUCUUGAGACACUUGAAGAGUGUAAAAAAUUAUCACUAUCAAAUAAUAAUUUAAAAAGCAUUAAAAAAUUACAAAAAUUAAAUAACAUUGAGGUUAUAUUAUUGAAUGAUAAUCAAUUAACUAAUCAAGAUGAAUUAAUUACAUUAAUUAAUAAUAAUAAAAAUAUUAUUAAAAUUGAUUUACGUGGAAAUCCAAUUUGUAAUGAUGAUAAAAUUGUCGAAAAUUUAAUUGAAUCAUUUCGAAAUAUAGAAAUUCUGGUUUAAUUUAUAAAUAAAAUUCAUUAAAUUAAUAAAAAUUAUUUAUAAUAUUUGCUAUUAUUGUUGUUUAAUUUAUUGAUGAUUUUUUUAUUAUUAUUAUUACUAGUAGAAAAGUGGUGCGCAAUUUUUUUGUUAUUUUUAUUUUCAUGUGACGAAGCAGUAUGUUGAGAACCUCUAAUAU